Photinus pyralis (common eastern firefly) is the source of this 1384-nucleotide messenger RNA. RefSeq names its product D-beta-hydroxybutyrate dehydrogenase, mitochondrial (gene sro). NCBI's taxonomy places the organism in Eukaryota, Metazoa, Arthropoda, Insecta, Coleoptera, Lampyridae. Gene Ontology annotation, molecular function: oxidoreductase activity. The record is from RefSeq and is a predicted model, not a curated record. The coding region runs from base 240 to 1355 and encodes 371 amino acids. The transcript is spliced from 3 exons.
CCUUAAAUGUAAAUUUGAUAUAACACCAUAUGUCAAUGUCACAUAUAUUACAAUCUCCUCAUCCAUAUAAAAUUCGUAGUUUAAAUUUUAAAACUUGCAUGGGUAAAUUUACAUGCACCCCCGCUAUGUAGGCACAACUGAAACGCAUUACGCACUAGCAGCUUCUCGAAAAAGGUUAUCGGUUUGUGGAUAUUUUGUGUUACAUACAAAUUAAUUAUGUAAAAGAAGCUCACGCAAGAAUGGGGUCUUCGUUUUCUUUAUCAACGGUGGCAUUAACUACCUUCGAAGUGGUAAAUGAAAUCUUUAUUGCCGUCGGUAGCGGUGUAUCCGGCAUCGUUAUUUUGGUUAACCACGGAUUAAAAACUAACGCAACGUUAAGAACGUUACUGGUAACAACAAUAACUGUCGGUUGUCUACUGUUCACCUUUCAAACGAAAGAAAUGCUGAAACCGUCCCGCAAGAAGGUUAUAUUGAUAACGGGUUGUGAUUCUGGCUUGGGGUUUUCGUUCGCGCAGCACGCCUGCGAUAUGGGAUUUACCGUUUUGGCGGGAUGUUUAAGUUUGGAAUCGAAAGGCGCGCAAACUUUACGAACGUUAUUUGGCGAGAAAAUUACGCACGUCGAGCUGGAUAUCACCAGGCCAACAAGUGUUGAGGUCGCACUCGAUUUUGUGGCCAAAGUGUUAAAAAGCAACCCCGAUUAUCAAUUCUGGGCCUUGGUUAAUAAUGUUGGCGUUAUGGUGUUCGGUGAAUUUGAAUGGCUAACCGACAAACUUAUUGAGAAGCAGCUCGAUGUUAAUUUAUACGGUACACUUCGUCUAACGAAAGCCUUUCUACCGCUACUGAGAUCUCACAAAGCCCGAUUAAUAAAUAUAUCGAGUCACUGUGCCUUGGCAUCACUGCCUGGCCUGUCAGUAUACGGCGCUACAAAAGCAGCUUUGAAAGGGUGGAAUGAUGCCUUACGCAUUGAGUUGCGGAAAUAUGGAGUCAGAGUCGUGUUGUUUAUACCCGGAUCGUUCAUAACGCAAAGCAACAUCAUGGGCACUCAAGUCGAGAACUGCCUGGAAAUGUAUAACGCCUUUAACAAGGAACAACUGGAGUUUUAUGGGGAUUAUUUUAAUCGCUAUAAUAAUUAUUUAAACGCGAUUGGCGGCACUAGAAGUAUUAGGAAGAUUAUUGAUUCAAGUCUGUAUGAAAAGUUUGAGAAGGCACUUUUGGAAUGGCCACCAUCACCGAUUUAUAUCAACGAAUCUUUCCGUUACGGUGUAUACCAUACGUUAUUUAAGUGUACCCCCAUUAAUGUUAGAGACUUUUUAAUAACAAAGUUUAUGCAGAUGCCCUCCUACAGCGUCAUUUAACGACAAUCAAUAUACCUGAAACAAGAAAA